GCGGGCGAAGUGACAAGGAACGCCUGACAUAAAUUGGUUUCUUGUACAUUUUUCCAUGGCAUUCGAAAAUGUUAACAGACACUUUGUGUACCUUAGACACGGGUUAUUACGCAGAUACUGUAGAGUGGUGUCCUGCUAAAGGUUUUGAAGACUAUUUAGUGUGCGGUACUUAUCAGCUGCUCGAGAAUAAAGAGAAAAACGAUGGAUCCGCGCUUUGCCCAGAGGAGUAUUCAAGCGUUGGCAACAAGAGGGUCGGCAAUGUACAGCUGUAUCGUCUGAAUGAAUCGCAUACAAGGUUGGAAAAACUACAAACUCAGGAAACAAGUGGUAUUUUAGAUACAAAGUGGUUAGCAAAGCCAUUAAAUGGUUCUGCUGUACUUGGCGCUGCUACAUCAAAUGGAGAACUGAAGAUCUAUUUCCUCAAAGAAAAGCUAUUAGUUGAGAGCACCAGUUAUAUUGCAAGUCCAGAUAAAUUAUGUCUUUCAAUGGACUGGUCUUUGGAAGAUGAAAACAGCCACAUUGUUAUAAGUGACUCAGGUGGACAGAUUACAUUAUGCAAAUUUUAUGAAGGUACCUCUGAGCUUUGUCAAGUUUUGCAAUGGUUAGGGCAUCAGUAUGAGGCUUGGAUUACAGCAUUUAAUGCUUGGAAUUCAUCCAUUGUAUAUUCAGGAGGCGAUGAUUGCCUACUCAGAGGAUGGGACACAAGAACAGGCUGCCAUAAACCUACAUUUACAAGUAAAAGGCAUGAGAUGGGUGUCAGCAGCAUUCAGUGCAAUCAUGUAUAUGAACACAUCAUUGCAACCGGCAGCUAUGAUGAGAAGAUUCAUGUUUGGGAUGAUAGAAACAUGACACGCCCAUUAUGCACAUCACAUCCUGGUGGAGGAGUGUGGAGGAUAAAGUGGCAUCCUUACCAUGGAAACACAAUGUUAACAGCAUGCAUGUAUGAGGGCUUUCAUAUUCUUCAGUUCAACAACAACACAGGACAUCAAAGCUUGGAAAAAGUGGUUUCUUAUAAGGAACAAGCAAGUUUGGCUUAUGGUGCUGAUUGGUACAGGAAACAUAUCCAGCUUUCUAGAUUCAGUGCACAAGAUUGCAAACAAAUGGACAGAAAUGAUGAACACAAAGGGACUGACCUAUUACAUGAAAGCAUUUCUGAUACUCAAACUGACAUAGUUGCAACUUGUUCAUUCUAUGACCAUGCCUUAAAUUUGUGGACAGUGAAUAAUGCAGUCUCAAGAUAGCCCUGGAAAUGAAACACAGCAAUGUGUUGAGUUCAAUCUUCCAUCCUUCAGAGAAGGAACAGUGUGGAUUUCUGUCUUCUUCAUCCCUGAUGUCUGACCAGAAGAGGAAACACCAAAGAAUUAUUCCAAUAAAAACUUUUAUUUCAAGUCCACUGCACCAUCAUAGUAAUACUAGCUAAAGAAUUCUGAUGAUAGAACAUAUAUCUAUACAUUCAUAAUUCAGAAAAUUCCCUUAUAACAUUUUAAUUAUCAUCACUAACUCAAUAACAAUUCCGUGUCUAACCUCAAUUUUUUUCAAUUGUUAAGAAUGUAUGUAAAAA
Pocillopora verrucosa is the source of this 1561-nucleotide messenger RNA. RefSeq names its product diphthine methyltransferase. Gene Ontology annotation, molecular function: protein binding; diphthine methylesterase activity. Gene Ontology annotation, cellular component: cytoplasm. Gene Ontology annotation, biological process: protein histidyl modification to diphthamide. Lineage: Eukaryota; Metazoa; Cnidaria; Anthozoa; Scleractinia; Pocilloporidae. The record is from RefSeq and is a predicted model, not a curated record.